UUAUGUUAGUAAACAUAAAUAGCUAUUCUUAUCAGCAGUAUAUAGCAGUCUUGUGACUUCUAUCAGUGUUCAGCUGAGUACUGGUUAAAGCUUGUAGGAGGAGUUUUCAUUCUUCCCUGACUGUCCUAUGAGGCUGCAUGACCCCUUACUCUCUGUCUGGGCAGUGCUGAUGGGCCCUGUGCUGAUCACAUGCACCCUCCUAAAAGAAAAAACACCAAACAGAGCAUGUGCAGACUUGCCCCUGCUGUUCUGUACUAUAGCAGAUGGAUUUGGGACAGUAAAAGAAGGGGAAAAUCAGAAAAGACAAGAUCAAACAGCC
Molecule: messenger RNA, 319 nt
Organism: Staurois parvus
Lineage: Eukaryota; Metazoa; Chordata; Amphibia; Anura; Ranidae
Source: the annotation of a GenBank genome assembly